Messenger RNA from Effrenium voratum, 1800 nucleotides. The record is from the annotation of a GenBank genome assembly. Lineage: Eukaryota; Dinophyceae; Suessiales; Symbiodiniaceae.
UGCGCCUGCUGUCAGCACCAAAGCCUUCCAUUCGCCAUGGCUCGCCGCCGGAGCCAUGGCCUCGAUGCACGCAUCCAGGGAGCUGAUGCAGGCGCUGGCGUCAGUGGAACAACCAGAGGCCGCUCUGGAUCUGCUGCAGAAGUUCACGGACAGCAGAGCAGAUCUCAAUGAGUAUCACAUCUCAGCAGCCUUCAAAGCAUGUGCAGGCACCUGGGAUGCUGCCAUGCAGGUCUGGGGUUUGAUGGCGGGGGUGUCUGCCAAUGUGAUUUGUUUCAAUUCCGCGAUGCAUGCCUUCGAGAGAACUGGUAAGUGGGAGUUUGCCGUGUGCAUCCUCUCGCAAAUGUUUGCAAGUUUCGCAGUGCCUGAUGUCGUCAGCUUCAACACAGCCAUCAGCGCUUGCGCCAAAUCAAGGGCCUGGGCUGCGGCUUUGGGCCUCUUCCGCCAAGUGUUUCGACAGAAGCUAGAGGCGGACCAGAUCACCUUCAACUCGGUCCUGGCAGCCCGGGACGACUGGGGAGCUUCUCUGCAGCUACUGGAGCAGAUGGGCCACUCGAAGGUGGCCCGGGAUGGCAUCAGCUUCAACACCGCCCUCGUGGGACCCUGGCAGUGGGCGCUAUCUUUGCAGAGGGCGGCAAGGACGAGCAGCCUGAGGUUGGAUGUCAUCAGCUAUGCCUCUGCUCUUGGCAGAUUCGAGGAUGGCAGCCAGUGGUGGAUGAGCGCAGCAUUGCUGACAUCCAUGCUGCAGGAGUCUACGAGCCCGGGAAGAGUUUGCUGCCUGAGUGCCAUAGGCGCAAUCAGUGACCAAUGGCCAAUGGCGCUCGGCCUGCUUUCUGUCCAGACCACCAGCUGCGACUCGCACCUUUGCAGCGCUGCCAUUGGUGCCGUUGCACAGCGCUGGCGCAGAGCGCUGCAGGCCAUGGACGCAUGGGCGGCACUGGACCCCGGCUCUGCGUGCCGCAACGCCGCCGUGGGCGCCUGUGAGAAGGCCAGCCGCUGGCACCACGCCCUUUGCCUCGCUGAGGGCCUUGAGUCCGUGGUGGCCCUCGGCUCAGUACUCAGCAGCUUGGAGAAGGCGGCGGAGUGGACCUUGGCACUGGCGUUGCACGAGGGCUCCGUGUGCAAUGUGAUCACCAACAGCGCAGUGAUCAGUGCGUGUUCCAGAGGUCAGCAGUGGCAGCUGGCCCUGCAUGUGCUGCUUAACUUCCACUCGUCCUCUUUGGUGCCAGAUGCGAUCAGCUACAACUCCACUCUGAGUGCCUGCGAAAGAGCUGGGAAGUGGCAGAUGGCGCUUCUGCUGCUGCAGCAUAUGGAGGGGCAGCUGCGGAGCGAUGUGGUGAGCUGGAGCUCCGUGGUGAGCGCCAUGGAGAACUCUGGGGAGUGGCAGCGGGCCUUGGACCUGCUCGCUGCGAUGGUUUCGCGCGCCGUGUUGCCCAACCACCUCACGCUGAACGCAGCCAUCAGCGCAUGUGAGAAGGGCUCCCAGUGGCAGCUCUCCCUUGAGCUGCUCUACUCGAUGGGCGCCAGAGACUUGGAGCCCAGCGCAGUCUCCUACAACGCAGCCAUCUUGGCGACUUCGCGGGCGAGAAGGUGGCAGAUCCUUGGGCGGAGUUUGGAGGCAGAUCACCUUGGAGCUCUUCGCGGAGUUGCAGCGCUCCAGCCUGGAGGUGCAAGCCUUGCUACGUCUUGAUGAACUGUGAACAGUACGGACUCGUUGGGCAUGAAGUAGCCUUGCUGGGGAGUCUGCGGGGCUCCCAUGGACGUCGGAUCCUGGAAUCGGGGCCAGUGAGUGCAUGUGGGGAC